Molecule: messenger RNA, 687 nt
Organism: Aspergillus niger
Lineage: Eukaryota; Fungi; Ascomycota; Eurotiomycetes; Eurotiales; Aspergillaceae
Exons: 3
Biological process (GO): conjugation with cellular fusion
Cellular component (GO): membrane; mating projection tip
Source: RefSeq, a predicted model, not a curated record
AUGCCGGGAAUAACAGCGAAGCUACCCCGGGUUCUGCAACUGGUCGGGUACCACCAUGUGUUGAUGAUAAUCAUCGCGGUGGCGAUCAUCCUACUAUCGUUACUAUUAGCAGGAUGUUCAUCGUCCUCCCCGCAGAUCCCCGACAUCUUCCUAAUCUCUAUGUACUAUGAGCGCUACAAACCAACGUUCAAUCUCGCCCAGGUAGAUCCGGGGGUGGUGACAGCAACAGCAAAUAUCGUGGGAGGAGCCGAGAUGGAAGUCCGCGUGGGUUAUUUCGGCAUCUGCGUGCAGCCAGACGCCGGAUCCUACAUCUGCAAUUCGAAUGCGACAGCUUUAGCGGAGAUUGUCACAGUUGACCAAGAUCCGUUGAACCUGAUCUGGGUAGCAUCAACGUUCAAGGAUGCAGUCGUCUUCCCAUAUCUUCUGUACGCUCUUAUCUUCCCUCCCCAGCAAGGUGUUUUAACUGACUGUUGCAAUCCAGAAUUCUUGCCGUCAUCCUCGCUUUCUUCUGCUUCGUCAUUCUCGCCACCUUCCCUGGAUGGCACGACGAGCUGGACCCCAGCGGUUCCGAAAUCGAAGCCAGACCGAUCCCAUCGCGGCCUGUAUCCCAAGCAGCAUUAGCCUUGACUUUUGUGGCCUCGGUCUUCGUUCUUGUCUCAGUAUUAUGGCAGCACACCGCAUCCGUAG